Haliotis rufescens (red abalone) is the source of this 11605-nucleotide messenger RNA. Its product is annotated as potassium voltage-gated channel subfamily KQT member 1-like. Gene Ontology annotation, biological process: transmembrane transport; potassium ion transport. Gene Ontology annotation, molecular function: voltage-gated potassium channel activity. Gene Ontology annotation, cellular component: membrane. Bases 334 to 3042 code for a protein of 902 amino acids. NCBI's taxonomy places the organism in Eukaryota, Metazoa, Mollusca, Gastropoda, Lepetellida, Haliotidae. The transcript has 14 exons. The record is from RefSeq and is a predicted model, not a curated record.
UCAGAGGGUUGGUUUAUCUGGACAGCACCAAAGGCGUAUAUAUAGAUCUAUGGAUGUGCGCAUAUCUUCUAGUAACGCGUGGCGCUAGUCAGCCGUUCUCUUUCAAAUGACAAACGGCACUGCCGUUUCCACAUAGUCAGUGUAUCAGGCUAUCUGUCGUAUAGUUGAUGCCGUCGGCAGGCUUGACUUUCAACACAUUGCGUGAAGGCUGCCGUUCCCAUCUGUCGGUAAUGGGCUCUGAUGGUCGUGCGUGGUUACCUAAUGGCAACAACGGUGGAAAACAUGGGAUUAUCGAUGGCUAUUAAGUAAGUGGUAGCUCCCAAGCUUCUUAAAAUGACGGCAAAUUUACAAUCUAAUAAGGAAGGGGGUAGUCAUCGUCCUCGCAGUGGUCAACGCAGGUUGGGGCAGUCCAGAUUUGAGGGUACACGCAAUGCUCAGUUGUUGGCUAGCGACACCGAGUCGCCCCCUCUCAGUCCUGCACGUGCGGAGAGACGCCCUCUCCGUGUGGAAUUCGCUCUUAUGGAGGAUGAUGAAAAGUCAAGCGGCGGUGAGGACCGAGAAUUGACAAGUUUCAGAAAUGGAGCACACAGGAGAUUCAUCCAACCUAGACUGUCUCUUCUUGGGAGACCUCUGAAUUAUCGCCAACAUAGACGAGAUGUUAGAUACCGCAGAUUACAGGCAAGGAUAUACAAUUUCUUGGAGAGGCCGAAAGAGUGGACAGCAUGGGUGUAUCACUUUUCAGUAUUUGCUGUGGUCCUCCUGUGUCUUGUCCUCAGUGUUCUAGCUUCCAUCAAAGACUUUGAAGCCAUUCUCAGUCCCAUCUGUGAAUAUAUGGAAGUGGUGCUGCUGGUGUGGAUCGCCAUGGAGUUCUGUCUACGUCUGUGGUCCUCUGGGUGUCGGUCCCGGUACCAGGGAUGCAUGGGUAGACUCAAGUUCAUGAGAAGACCUCUCUGCUUAAUAGAUGUCAUUCUGCUGCUGGCCAGCCUGGUGUCUCUGAUUGUUGGCAGCACCCAGGACAUGUUUGCUACUUCCUCUCUCCGAGGUUUUCGGUUCUUCCAGAUCCUGCGUCUUGUCCGGAUGGAUCGACGUGGAGGUACAUGGAAACUGCUUGGGUCUGUGGUAUGGGCUCACAGACAGGAGCUGUUGACCACUUUGUAUAUUGGUGUCCUUGGCCUCAUCUUCUCCUCCUUCUUCGUGUACCUGGCAGAGAAAGAUGCCCACAAAGGAUUACUUGGGAAGGAAGGGAGUGAGAAGCGUUUCUCCAGCUUUGCUGAUGCCCUGUGGUGGGGCGUGGUGACUCUGUGUACAGUUGGCUACGGGGAUGUGGUGCCAACCACCUGGGGAGGAAAGUUGAUAGCUUCCUUUUCUGCCAUUCUGGGAAUAUCAUUCUUUGCAUUGCCAGCUGGUAUUUUGGGUUCAGGGUUUGCCUUGAAAGUGCAACAACAGCAACGACAGAAACACCUGAACCGUCGCCGAGUACCUGCUGCUCAGCUCAUACAGUGCCUGUGGCGGUGUUAUGCAGCAGAUGAGAACUCCAUGUCCCUAGCUACAUGGAAGCCCCAUAUGGUGCCAUGCCCUAGUCCAACUUUAGAAAGACCCUGGAAGAACAAUGCAUCAUUUGUGAGUAGAUUCUCAACACGGCGCAGGGAGAGGUCUGGAACAAACUCAACAUCACGAGAAAACAGCAGCGGGGAACGGGGGGGCAUUCAGUCCCCUAUGACCCCCCGACAGAACAGCAAGAAGAUGCAUCACUCUAACACAGAGGAGGAUGUGCCAGAUGCUUUGAACAGUCUUGUAAAUCGCACAUGUCUUCUAUACACUACCAGGAGUCACCUGAGCUUAGCCACUGGCAUAGCGGAGCAGCGCACACUGGACCAUCUGCCCGUCAAGAAGGAAAACUCAAUAUCAUCCAUAUGUAAAGAUUCUGAGGACGAACCAGACUUGUCCCCAAGGGUCCAGCAGCUGACAGACGUACACAAAAGAGCAAUUCGGUCCAUACGCAAGAUGAAAUAUUACGUUGCUCGCCGGAAGUUCCGAGAGGCUCUGAGGCCUUAUGAUGUGAAGGAUGUCAUUGAACAGUACUCCGCUGGCCAUAUUGAUAUGCUUGGCAGAAUCAAGAACCUGCAAGCAAGACUUGACCAGAUUUUGGGCAAAGUAGGCAGUAAAAACAAGGAUGUGUAUGAUUCCAAACAGAGCCUUGCUUCUCGAGUGGUAAAAGUUGAAAGAUCAACUGAGGAUAUAGAAGCCAAACUGGACCUUCUUGUGGAUAUGUACAAAGAGGAUCGCCGAAUUCUUUUACAGUAUUUACAAACACAGAUGUCCAGUCAGACCCAGCCAACACCUGCCAAUCAAACAAAGCCUAGACCGAUAUUGGUGGAGAAACAAUUCACAAGUGAACCUGCCACGCCUACAAGUCUUAGUCAUAAUCCUGUGAAACCUAUGCAGCGAAAUCUUUCAGAUUUAAGCCAAAGAAUUAAGAAACGUGUCACUUAUCGUUGUCUGUCUUUAAAUGACCCCCCUCCAAGAUUAAAAAACUGCACCAAAAAUGUUAUGACACCAUUUGCAACAUCUGAGGACAUGGUGCCCAGUCAAAACCCACCUGUACAGAGUGGCUUAGUGAUUGGUUGUAAGGGAGAUAACUCUUGUGAGAAGGGAAAUAAUUAUUUGGACAAUGACGAUGAUUCUGAUGAACAGGGAGAGGAAUACUAUGAAAAGGAGGAGAGUCUCAAUGGAAAAGAGGACACAACUCCCCUGGAAACAGAUCCUUUACUUGGUGAAAGUAGAGAUUCAAAGGAUAAUGUGUCUGAAACAAUUCCUGUUACCAACCUGUCAGAACCUCAAGGAUUAAAGUCUGGAUCAAAUUCCACAUUCAGUUCCGACAUUGAUGCUGUGUUUUCCUCACCGGAUGAUGACAAUAUAUCACAGAAUUUUGAUGUAAAGUCAUCAGUGAAUGAAGGAUAUGUUAGCACAGAAAUAAAUGAGAACACCCUGGAUUUUCAUAUACAGUGCGAAACCUCCCCAUCCAAAUACAACCAUUGUUGAGGAUACGCUCCGUGUUUCUCUGUGCAGGAAAAGAACGACUGUUUAGAUAUUUUGCCAUCAUUUAUGCCUUGUGGAUGUAUCAACUAUUGGCUGAUUCAUCAUUUUCAUUGUAGCUUCUUGUAGUAACAGGAGAACUCAACCAGCUACUAUCAUGUACUAUUCUACUGAUAAUGUUGAAAUGGGUAAGACCAAGAAUGGAAAUAAAGUUCAUCUAGAGACUGACUAUUUGUUGGAAAUAAUGUGGCCCUUAAUUAUUUUUUGUUCCACCUUCAGUUAAAGUAAAUGAAAACAGGUAAUUUUAAUAUGGCUAUAUUCUAUUCAUGACAUGAUCUGUUACCUUUGAGUAGUUGUUAAGAAUAAAGGACUUGCUUCAUUUCUUACCAAACGCCAAAUUGAAGGCACACAAUGGAUUUGAACAUGUUACCAAACUGAAUUUAUUUGUAACUUUCAUGUUUCCUUGGUGGCACAGUGUCUGUGUGCCUAUCAUUGUGUUUGUUAUGAUGCUUCAUUGGUUCAAUAUGUUUUUCCGGUUAAGAUUGAAUCUGCACAUACAUGAUCACCGAACAUAAUGGGGCUUUACAUGGAUUGACAACAUACAUGUUUGCAGAUUGUUUAAAAAAAAUCUAAAAUGGUUUCCAUGCAAACCAUGUUGGAAAGUUCACUAUCAUUCCAGAAUUAGAAUCAACGAUCUAUGUCUCUUUAAUGAAGUGUUCUUCGUAUUUCAAUGGUCAAGUUAACACCUCGCCUUAUCUACGGAGUCGGCUUAUCCGCGGUCAUAUACGGUAUAGUGUACCAGUCAUGAAAACAAGACAGUAGCAGAGGUUUCUCUUGUCCAGUGAGACCUUUCUGGCCUGGACACUGUAAAUCUGUCCCUACUAGUGCUGCCACUGUUAAUUUCUGGAUCGAGUGAGUGAGUGAGUGAGUAUGGUUUUACACCGCUUUUAGCAAUAUUCCAGCAAUGUCACGGCGGGGGACACCAGAAAUGGGCUUCACACAAUGUACCCAUGUCGGGAAUCGAACCUGGGUCUUCGGCGUGACAAGCGAACGCUUUAACCACUAGGCUACCCGACCGCCCCGAUCCAGUUAGUGAUGACACUGGUGUUCUGGACACUGCUAGUCCCAACAGUGUUGGUCUGCAAUGCCGACUUCUGGAUAGUAAUGGGUGGAAAAUAUAUCUUCUUGACUCCAUUGUAUGGGAACCUGUUAAUCCAGAUGCCCAGUGAUAAUAAUAUAGAUAAAUUUAUGUAAGCCAAUAUCAAGAUUGAACCUGCUCUAGGCUCUUUCAUCUGUGCUCUUUCAUCUGGUAGUGAACAGAGUUUCUUUGCGAGCUAUAUGGGCAUUGGAACAAAUGUGUUUUUAACAGUCCCUUUCGUUUAUGGAUGUGUUUGGCACUCUCGAUGUCGAUGGGAAUGUUGUUCCAAAAUGAAAUCUUGGUAGAAAGAGCAUUCUUGAUCCUUCCUCGAAAGUUGUGAAAUGUAGACACCAAGGGCUGGAGCUACAGAAAUAUUGCUCGACAUAAAGGGAAAGAUGACUAUUGGAAAGUUGAAGUCAUCCCUCUUGUCAUACAGUCUUGUGGAGAGUGUUUUGCCACUAUGAAUCUUUAUGGAUAGAUCUAACUAUGAGACAAAUGAAAUGAUCUCACUGGUCUCCUUUAUUUCUAGUUCAGGUGGGUAAAUCAGUGAACGGGAUUUGGCUAUUUGUUUUACUUAACAGAUAUCAGAUCAUCUAUUUCUGAUGCUUAAGUUAAACUUCUUGGCCAAAUUACCUUGUUUUGAUUUUGCCAAUCCGAGCUGAAAUUCAGAUUCAUAUGCAUAAAGAAACAGAUCAGUCGCCAAAAGACUUAGUUGGAGGAACAAGCAGGAAGUGAUGGUGUCCAGAUUAAGCAGGUUACACUGUCUACUUGAUUUAACUAAAUUACUGCUCCAUAUAAACCUAUUCUAAUCCUUGAUACUCAGUGGAUAUGAGGUUAGCUACAAAUGACAAGCAUAUCAAAUGUAGGAAAUAUGUGAGUGAGUGAGUAUAGUUUUACACCUCUUUUAGAAAUAUUCCAGCAAUUAUGGGCUGGGGACACCAGAAAUGGGCUUCAUACAUUGUACUCGUGGGGAAUCGAACCUUGGCCUCUGGCAUGUUGAGUGAACACUUUAGCCACUAGGCUACCCCACGGCAAGUAAUAUGUCUCUGCGUGGGUCACAUUGCGUGGGCGUGGGCUACAGGCAACUCUCUCAGCCAACACUCCUCUCGUACACACCUCAACAUAUGUCUCCAUGAAGUUAGCUAUGGAUCACAUUGAUCUCUGAAUGUUGCAUACAUUAUCAUUCCAUCAUCAAAAGAUGGAAUGUUUUCAUAGGGCUGGUCCCCUAAUGUAGAUAUGUUGAUAUGUAGGUUUUCAUUUGAUAGUAAUACUAUUAGUAAACUCUACGUGUAUUUGGAAUGAGUUCAUUUUUCUUCCUGUCUCUUAGAUUAUUUCUUAGUGUGUAUAUAUAUUUAUAUCCACUGAUUGUUGUGAUGAUUGGGAGCAGUUAUAACCUGUUCUAUCAUCAGAUACUUAUAUUAGUUAAGCAAGGUGGUUGCUGAGAGUCCUUGGAUGGCUGACCGAUUUCUGCAGUUUGUCUCCUGAGAGUUUCUAGGGCUUGGGUCCGUCCCAAAUUGAAGCACAUGUUACACGUCAUCUUUGGCAAGUGACUUUGUUUGAGGGAGAUGAGAUUGAAAAUGAAGUGCUUACUGAUCCAUUGAUUAAGUAAUGAUUCCAUGUGCACUUUGAACAUGAUGUCUAAAAGCGCCAUACAAAUAGACAAUUAUAAUAUAACAUGCAAUGUACAAAAGCAAAGGUCGAGUCAAAUCCUGAAUUAUAUUAUGGCAACUGGUUCAUGUCAAUCGGGAAGUAACCUGACUACCAGAAUAAUAUAUCAAUUCAACUACAUGUACGACGUUUUCUUUGAAGCAUUAAGGUUUAUUUAGGAAUGUUGUUAAUUAUUGUAAACUUCUAAUUAUUACAUAUAUAAUGACAUUUGUAUCAUUGAUAAGUGGUAAUGUCACUAUUAUCAACUAUUUUCAUCAUGAACAAAGAUUAUAAAUUACCAUUAACUAUAUAUCAAUAUUUAUUGCAUUUUUUUAGAAAGAUGCAUGUAUACAUUACUUUAUCAAAAUAUACUUUCUACCUCUACUUUAUCUACAGAAAAUGGUUUGUAAGUGUGAAUUGUCUCGAUUAUUAAUGGUCUUUUUAGUUAUUAAUUGGUCUAGUUUGUAAAUAUGCAAUGCCUUGUAGAUGUUUAGUCAGAUAUUUUCCCAUGUAGAAUAGUAACUUAUUUCGGGCUAUUUCGGGAUGGACUGAUGCCUAAAGAUAGCCAUUGAGCCAUAUUUAAAAGACUGGAGAACUAAAGCAAUAUCUGACUUUCUUAUGUCACAGUGGAAUUUCCCUUCUGUUGCAGUCAACAACAACAAAAAAAGUCCUCCUGUCAAUACGUCUUAUUUGUGUACCUUUUGUAUCAAAGACACUUGCUGUAUCUAAGAUUCGCCAGUGCAUUUUGAUCCACACAGUUUCAAAUUUUGUUAAUUGCCUCAUACUCAUAUAUCCAAUGAGGACAUUUGAUCAGAAACAUUGCAGCUGUCUGUUUAUAAACAUUUUCCACAUGGACUUAAAAGUGGAAUUGCGAUGCUAAGAACAGCAUCAUGAUGUUAGUCUAUCGUUGAUUUAAGCACAUGCAUAUGAAUAGAACCCCCAAUGGAAUUUCUUCAGAGCAUUUUGAAAUUGCUCAGCUACUUCAUCGACUGAAAUUUUGUAAUCUUUACAAAUUUGACAGUGUCAGCAAUGGUGCCCGGUAUGGCGCCAGUUCAGAAGUUUGAUGUUGGAUAAAAACCAGUUUUUUAAAGUAAUUAAAAUAAACUGAUCCUAUUUUCAGUCAUAUACUGUUUGGUGUUGGCAUUAAAUAUGUCCAGUCUUUCACACGGUUCCUGUAGGGUUUUCAAUGGUGGUAAGCGAGUGUUGGUGCAGUGUGUAAUAUUGAAUAGAAGAUUUGAUCUAUUAAAAUCCUGCAAAUGGUUUUGAACACCUAGUAUAAAAACUUCAGUCAAUAAACGUUCUGAAAAAGCAGGGCAAAACACAAGAAUGUGUGCCAAAAAAGGCAACUAAUUCAAUAAAAAAAAAAUUGUUUUGGUUUGGGUGGGUGGGGGGCAGUAUGUUAUUAUGUUUUUAUCUAACAUCAAACUGGCCGUCAUAGACAUCAGUCCAAUUCCAAUUGCAUCAGUUGAAUGAGUUAUCUUGUCGGAUAUUUACAGGAUCCUAUUGUAAUGCGGGUUUAGCAUCAGCGUGUGUAUGAGUAAUCACCACUUCCACUACUAUACUAGAAAACAACGACUUCAAGUCUUUCAAUACUGAAGAGACUCACUCAACAUCACAUGUGAAUAAUGAGCUGUACUCCUUAAGAAAACUGUGUGUUGGUAUAAAAAGUGUACUUACAAAUAUUAAGAGUUUAGGAAUUUGUUAAACUUGUAGGUCUGUGUUCUUGUUGCCAACCAUUAGAAUCUAACGUGUUGAUGACCCUGCAGAUUCCAAAAUGUCUUACUGUUAAUGUCUUACCUGCUCUCUGCUUUCCAAAGUGCUCAUUCAAACCCUGAUGAAUGUAUAUUUGAAUAAAAUGUAUUAAGACCAUCAACAUGAAUCGCAUUUUAUAUUUGAUGUGAAAGAUGUGGUUGUUUUCAUAAUGACUCUGCUGCUUUUAAGGAAUGUACAGAUUAAUAACAGCUUAGCAGGUUCCUUUAUAAAGGCUUGUAUUUUCAUAAGCAUAUUCUUUUUGAAACCUGCAGACCACAGUAGGAUACCACAGGAAGAAAUAUAUUGUUCUUAACAUUUACAAGACGCACAGAAACUCUUACAUAGUAUUUUUAUUCUAACCUACCUAUAUUUUGACUACGGUGUUUGAUUGGUAUAGGUGUUCAGCUUUAGAGAUUUAAGUAUUUGGGUUUAAAUCAUUUGUCAGUAUGAUUUUACGCCCUUUUUUAGCAAUAUUCCAGUAAUAUCGUGGCGGGGGACACCAGAAAUUGUCAUCACAAAUUUUCCCACGUGUGGUAUCGAAACCUGUAUUUUGGCAUGAUGAGCGAACACUUUAACCACUAGGCUCCAACUGCAGUCCCAAUAGUCAUGGAAACUCAUGAUUGAUAGUUUUGAUCAGUAGUUUUCUUCUUUAAAGUAUGUUUUUACAUGUGUAGCUGUCGUGAGCAUUUGCUGAAUAUUUUGUUUUAAAAAAUGAUGCAAUUUGUUGUUUUACUUUGCUAUGUGUUGACUGUUAUAAACGAUGUUUUAAUCUAAAAAAAUAAGUAUUGAAUCCAUAUAAAUGUAUUAUUCUCAUUCCUGAGAAUAUUGGCCAUCAUCAUCUUAACCAUGUGUGUCCUACAAAUGUAUAUGUUACAGAUCUUACAUCUAAUUCAUGUUUGUAUUUUACAUAUAUAAAACAACAGAAAAAUAUGCAUGGUACACACUAUUUAUUUUUCCAAAAGAUGAGGAUCACUUAUUAUUCCUGCAUUUUGGGAGGCACAGGUGGGUAUUGUGCUGUUCAGAGGCCGCCAAGGGUUCUCUGGUCUGGGGUACAAGGGAUCUCUGGUCUUGGGUACAAGGGAUCUCUGGUAUGGGGUACAAGGGUUCUCUGGUAUGGGGUACAAGGGAUCUCUGGUUUGGGGUACAAGGGUUCUCUGGUAUGGGGUACAAGGGAUCUCUGGUAUGGGGUACAAGGGAUCUCUGGUAUGGGGUACAAGGGUUCUCUGGUAUGGGGUACAAGGGAUCUCUGGUAUGGGGUACAAGGGAUCUCUGGUCUGGGGUACAAGGGAUCUCUGGUUUGGGGUGCAAGGACUCUCUGGUUUGGGGUGCAAGGGUUCUCUGGGGUUCAAAGCAUUGGUCUGACAGUACUACAGUCAUCUCUAUGACGUCUUACACAAUGGCAACAUACAAAUGGACUUUAGGUCUCCUAUAUACCCAUAGCAUUAGCAGUGAUAACUAUAAAGCACAGAAUAUAUCUUAAAUGCGGAUUUAAUAGAAUUUUGACAUGGUGAGAAAACCCAAGUUAACUACUCACUUAUGUAUCACGAUUGUAUAUGGGAUUUCUGUAUUAGCUGUCAUUAUUUCAGUGUUAAAUAGCAAAUAUACCACAUCAACAUCAGAGAAUAACCAGUCUCAAUUAUCUGUCGAAACGAUUCCAUUGGGUGUAACAGGCAAAAUCAAAGUCAGUAGGUGUAAGGGAAAAGGGUAAGUCUUGUUGUACCUAUAUCCUCCGCCACUCACACAAUUAGCAUACAAAUGUAAGUGUUUAUUUGUUUCUUACUCCGAUCAACAGUACUCCUGACAUACGAUGACAGACUCUCUAUUUUGAACUCCCAUAUUCUUGUUUAUAUGUACAUUUUUAAACAGCUCCACGUAAAAGUCAAACUUCACCAUCGUUGCCGCAGUCACACCUUGUUUUUCAAACCACUAGGUGCUUGGAAGUGUGAAGGUCAUGUGAAGGUCAUGUGAAGGUCAACGGCAAACGCAAAGCCUGAAAAACACAUGUAGUUUGUUUUCCACCCAACUCGAGUAGGAUAUUUGGUUGGUUAAUGAAACUUGGUACAUAAAGUCUUUGGGGCAGGCCCAUAGAGUUUUUGGUGACCCACACGUAAGUAUAAGGCCACAGUAAAGUUGGUCAAAACAUAUGUUUGACAUUUCAGGCAGAUGUGCAUGUACCGGUAUUGAUUAUGUGAUUUGCAUGACAAGUUAUGAUACCACUGGUAAAACACAGCGACCUACUUUUGGUGAGUAGUAUAUAGAGGAUAUUUCAUGUGUCGAGUAUAUGUGUAUGAGAGACACGAGUGAAAACAUCUCCUUUUUCCAUGUUACGAGAUAGGGACAUGAUAUUUCACGAGACACAUCAAAUAUCCUAUUUAUUAUAUAUACUUUUUGUGUAAUUGUCUAUUAUUUCAUUAUUUCAUUACAAAUGUAAAACCUUGAAACGUAAAUUCACCCUUCCUUACACACAGGGGCCGUUCACCACCCCUUGUAUUCGCGACUUUAGAAGUAGUUUAGUGUUGACAAAAUCUUUAAAAAUAUAAACAAAAGUAUCAAAAAAUAGCAGCUCAGAAAGCUCAGUCUAUCACACUGAAGUAUAUAAUAUAUGAUACAGUGCAUGUUUUAGACGUUAAAGUGAUUAAAACCAAGGGACAUGAUACUUGGUUUACAUGCUGUACUGCCCUUGGGAAUACUCUUGGAAUAAUUGCAACUAUUAAUACAGAUCAAAUUCCCUCUUCAGGUCACUCCAUAAUAUGUUCUUGAUAAUUCAAGAAGUGUUUACUCUAAACAGAAGUUCAAGUAAGAUUUUGAGUGACCCUUGUUGAAGGGCAAGGUCAUGUGAAUGGUAUUUAAAAGGUAGCCCUGCUUCUCUGACUACUGAACCAACCCCCUGUGUUGGUAUGGCACAUUUGUAAGAGCUAGCCCGUAUUUUCACAUACCGAAAUAAUCAUGCAUGUGAUUGUCUGAAAUUGAGGGUCAAGGUCAUUUGAUCAGAAGUUCAAAUAUAACUUUCUUAUUCAGAGAGCUAGAGUCAUGUGACUGUUUGAAAGAUGUACUGCAUUGGGCAAAAGGAAUGCAUAAAACCUUCAUAUGACGCUAGCGAGAGACAUGGGACUUUUUUUUUAAAUGUUACUGCAUUGGGCUUGCACUUCCCAAACCAUUAUUUUGAAAGUGAUGCAUUUCGGUUCCUAAUUAUGUGUUAAUUUGUUUGAGGCAGUUGUAGGUAUGCUUGUCAUCACAUCAGAUGUUAUGGUAUCACAUUGGUGGUAUGACUUCUGAAAAGUCUGAAAUAGUCGAAAAAGGACUGCUUCUGAUCUUCCAAAGACUUAAAAAAAACAAAGGAUUUCCUAAAAGUCAUUGGCCGUGACAUGCAUUUAUACUUUUUGUAUUAUUGUAUUCUGUAAUACUUCUAUAAAUGUACUUUACAAGAACAAUUGCUUAGAACAGAAAAUGGUUUAACAUUAUUUCAACUAAGAGUGGUUCAACAUGGACAUCCUUAUGUUAUAUCUUGAGUCAUGAUUCACAGGGUACCUGGCAUUUGCAAGAGUUAUGAUAACAUGUUCCAGAGCACCAGUAAACAUGUAAUUGUUGUAUGGGAUGGAUGAUGAACGUGCAGUCACACGAUGCAACAUUUACACCUAAACUAACGAGCCUUACAGAUCCAUAUCUGGCUCUUCAAUGUAAACAAACGAGCCUUACAACUCUAUAUCUGGCUCUUCAAUGUAAACAAACGAGCCUUACAACUCUAUAUCUGGCUCUUCAAUGUAAACUAACGAGCCUUACAACUCUAUAUCUGGCUCUUCAAUGUAAACAAACGAGCCUUACAACUCUAUAUCUGGUUCUUAGAGGAGGAGAAACAAAUGACCCUCACAGCUCCACAUUUGGCCCUUAAAUGGAGCCUCUGAAACAGAUGAAAAUACAAUUUAUCCGUCAUCUUCUCUGGAUUAGGAUUACAUGAGUGUUUACUGUUAAUAUUGUCAGAAUGUUUAUUUGGAUUCUGUUAUCAUGAUUUUUUCAUGAAUAAAAAGUGUGUCA